Molecule: messenger RNA, 579 nt
Organism: Glarea lozoyensis ATCC 20868
Lineage: Eukaryota; Fungi; Ascomycota; Leotiomycetes; Helotiales; Helotiaceae
Exons: 1
Coding region: 1-579 (192 amino acids)
Source: RefSeq, a predicted model, not a curated record
AUGGCCGCUGAACAAACCUCCGUCCCCAAAUGGGUCAAAGUCCUCACCGAUUGGGCUACUCAUGGAGGUCUUUUUGAGCCAACCUUCAUCAGUAUUCCCGAUGCUCAAUUAGGAGGUCAAACUGGUGGUCAAGAAGCCUUUGUCGAGCCACCAUAUCAACACAGCAUUCCUCCAAUAUCUCUAUCCAACUUCAACAACGAGACUGAUACUUUGCUGCUACAUCCCUUCAUCAAUUCCGUGGCCCAACGUCCCACCAAGGCCUCCAAUACUUCUCGCAGAGAGUGCUUGGCCAAUAACAAUUUGACUGGCGUUCAGUCCCUUGCCAUCGGAAAUUUCAACUGGAACGAUGACUCCGGACGCAAGCAAGCUCUGAAGGACAGCAUCACCGACGGUUUUCAUAACUUGCGAAAGCUGUAUCUUGUUGUCGCAGAGGGUUACCCCUUGGACGUUGCUGCUCAAGAAGUUUGCCGUGGAGAGAUUUUGGGCAUGUUUGAGGAGGAAAAGUCGAUCCGUCCAGACUGCAAGAUCCCAGAGAUCAUCUUCGUUGAGCACAACGAUCCCCGUGUUCCUGCAUUCUAG